Messenger RNA from Penicillium angulare, 1194 nucleotides. RefSeq lists its product as uncharacterized. Gene Ontology annotation, cellular component: membrane-bounded organelle; cytoplasm. Gene Ontology annotation, molecular function: zinc ion binding; N-acylphosphatidylethanolamine-specific phospholipase D activity. The record is from RefSeq and is a predicted model, not a curated record. Gene Ontology annotation, biological process: N-acylphosphatidylethanolamine metabolic process; N-acylethanolamine metabolic process. Lineage: Eukaryota; Fungi; Ascomycota; Eurotiomycetes; Eurotiales; Aspergillaceae. The coding region runs from base 1 to 1194 and encodes 397 amino acids. The transcript is spliced from 4 exons.
AUGGGUGUAACAACAACAGAAAUAUUAUACGCGCUGUCUGUCGCUACCACUUCAAACAGACCUGCCCCAGAAGAUGCUACUCAAAAGAGUCAUCAUACUGCAUCUGGCUUCAGAAAUCCCUGGGAUUCAUGGCGGGAUGUUGGACUGUCUAGUGUUUUUGAGGUCAUGAAACGUCGGUUUAAUGGCACAGGAAACGUCCCCAAUACGAGUGGCCCUACAGUUCUUGUUCGCAAACCCGAAUUCCUACCCAGUCGCGAGACGGCCAAGUUGCGCGCGACUUGGCUAGGACAUGCUGCGUACUAUGCCGAAUUUCCAAGUGGCCUGCGAGUCCUCUUUGACCCGGUCCUCGAAGAGCGUUGCGGACCGUAUAACUUGUUGGGACCUAAACGCUUUACAGACGCUCCUUGUCAGCCCAACGAUAUACCCUUAAUCGAUGCAGUUGUGAUUUCCCAUAAUCACUAUGAUCAUUUGUCCUAUCAUACUGUGACAGCAAUUGCGAAGAAGCAUCCUAAUUGCCAUUUCUUCGUUCCUCUUGGAAACAAAGCUUGGUUUAAAAGCUGCGGUAUCGAGAAGGUUACCGAGUUAGAUUGGUGGGAUGAGCGCGACAUCACUUUGGCUCCGACAACGGAGAAAGAAAUGAGUGUUGAAGCUGCUGGUGGGGAGAGCUCAAAGAGUGGGGAUAUUAAGGAUAUCACCGCCCGUAUUAGUUGCUUGCCUUGUCAGCAUGUUAGUGCUCGUGGUCCCUUUGAUCGAAAUAAGACUUUGUGGUGCUCUUGGGCCCUUGAGUCAGGAGGCAAGAAACUCUACUUCGCAGGAGACACCGGAUACCGGCCAGUUUCUAAACUUCCCGAGGGCGAGGAUGAUCAUGAUGCAAAGCAUGAUUUCCCCGUAUGCCCUGCUUUCAAGCAGGUGGGUGAGUUCCGCGGUCCAUUUGACCUGGGGUUGAUUCCAAUUGGUGCAUAUGCUCCUCGUCAUAUAUGGAGUCCUGCCCACGGUGAUCCACAUGAUGCGGUAUCAAUUUUCCAAGAUACAAAGUGCAAGAGCGCACUUGGUAUUCACUGGGGAACUUGGGUUCUGACUGAGGAAGACGUUCUUGAGCCCCCGGAGAAGCUGAAGGUUGCGCUCAAGAAGUUUGGUCUUCCCGAGAAGGGGGUCUUUGAUGUGGUGGAUAUUGGCGAAAGCCGUGAAUACUGA